Vitis riparia (riverbank grape) is the source of this 1197-nucleotide messenger RNA. Its product is annotated as NADP-dependent D-sorbitol-6-phosphate dehydrogenase-like. The coding region runs from base 78 to 1007 and encodes 309 amino acids. Gene Ontology annotation, molecular function: aldose-6-phosphate reductase (NADPH) activity. The transcript has 6 exons. NCBI's taxonomy places the organism in Eukaryota, Viridiplantae, Streptophyta, Magnoliopsida, Vitales, Vitaceae. The record is from RefSeq and is a predicted model, not a curated record.
AGUCGGAAAGCUAGACACGAGAACAGCCAACCAGAGAGUGUCUGUGUGAGAGAGGGAGCUCCAUAGAUCAACCAAAAAUGGCGAUAACACUCAAUAGUGGCUUCAAAAUGCCCAUGCUCGGUCUGGGUGUGUGGCGUAUGGACGGCAAAGACAUCAGAAAUCUCCUCAUCAACGCCGUCAAGAUCGGUUAUCGCCACUUCGACUGCGCUGCUGAUUACCAGAAUGAAGUAGAAGUUGGGGAGGCACUUGCAGAAGCAUUUCAGACUGGGCUUGUUAAGAGGGAGGAUCUUUUCAUUACCACCAAGCUCUGGAAUUCAGAUCAUGGACAUGUUAUAGAGGCUUGCAAAGCCAGUCUGAAGAAGCUCCAGCUAGAUUAUCUGGAUCUGUUCCUUGUUCACUUUCCCAUUGCCACCAAACAUACUGGUGUGGGCACAACUGGGAGUGCUCUGGACGAGGAUGGGGUGUUGGAGAUCGACACAACCAUAUCCCUGGAAACUACCUGGCAUGCUAUGGAAGAAUUGGUUUCUAUGGGUUUAGUUCGAAGCAUUGGGAUAAGCAACUACGACAUCUUUCUAACCAGGGAUUGCUUAGCUUACUCCAAAGUGAAGCCUGCUGUGAAUCAGAUCGAGACACACCCCUACUUCCAACGCGACUCCCUCGUCAAAUUCUGUCAGAAGCAUGGAAUCUGUGUCACUGCCCAUACUCCUCUGGGCGGCUCUGUGUCUAACACAGAAUGGUUUGGUUCAGUAUCAUGUUUGGAUGACCCAGCUCUCAAAGGUCUGGCUGAGAAAUACAAAAAGACUGUACCUCAGGUUGUUCUCCGAUGGGGCAUCCAGCGGAACACGGUUGUCAUCCCAAAAACAUCAAAGCUUGAGAGAUUGGAAGAAAAUUUCAGGGUUUUAGACUUUGAGCUGGCCAAAGAGGACAUGGACCUGAUUGGAAGCCUGGACCGGAAGCAUCGAACCAAUCAGCCUGCAAAGUUUUGGGGCAUAGAUCUGUAUGCUUGAAGGUGUCCAAGUUUCAUGAGUAUGUUCUCAGUUCUCUUAUGUCUUGCAAGAACUAAGAGUAGGGGAUUCAAAACCCUGGACAUCCUUUGUUCUCUCUACUGCCAUUGGAAAACUUUGAUUGAUCUUUGGACAUCAUUCUUCAAAUAACUACAUCUCUAAUAAUUCCUCUCAAUACAAAACCCUUCUGUCA